ACUUCCAGUGGAUGCCCGUUCCCUCGACCGGACGAUUGCCGAAACCGCAUUGCAACGUGCUUAUGGCACAAUUGCGGGACUACUUGCACACUGCAGUACCAGCUCCGUUGAUGGACGCCAGAGCAGAGGUUGUCGACCUUCACGCUUUCAUCGCGAGGAUCGACCACGAGUUCAAGACGCAACGGUACGACGACAUCGACGCACCAUUGCUAUACAUACGCAUUCAGAUCGGAGAGGCGACCUGCAGUGCCUUGAUCGAUUGCGGAGCAUCUCGCAACUACAUCAGCCAGGACUUCAUAGUACGAGCCGGCCUUGGCCCACCUGUCCAGAGGAAGUCCCAGCCUACGCAAGUCACCCUGGCAGACGGUCAUACGCACAAGUCCAUCGACCGGUGCAUUGACGCCGUCCCAGUGUACUUUGCCCCUCACGCAAAUUCCACCCGACAAACGCACGAGUGCGACACAAGCACUCCCAUCCAUGUGGACGCCUCACUUCCAUUGGAUAACACAGCAUCCGGAUCGCGAGCUGCACCAACACCAUCAUCACAUGGAUUGAGGACCACCAUCACAACGUCUUUGGAUAUGCCAUGUGGAAUACGUGAACGUGUAGAAAGUGCAACAAUUGAUAUCAUCGGCGCAUGCACACCAUGUGCGUCCGACUUCCCAUCAGGAAAUAUCUCAGCGGACGGUAGCCACGACUGCGACAUUGGACCGCCGGGUGAUACAUACGACGACGAACACGCCGAGAUAGCCUCACUACGCAGAUAUAUGGCCUUCAGGAAUGCGACAUUCGUUGGACAGAGAUCCCAACGGCCUCCAAAGCUUUCAGACAGCGGACCGUCAACAACGAUCCCCGCACACGACAGGCACGGUCGGAGGCGGAGACAAACACAAAAGCAACCGUCUUAUGAAUCCUCUGACCGUGAGGCGUUCACAUCAGGCGAUGAUCUGACCAGUCCUUAUGGUGCGAUGUGGAGGGAUUUCAGACCGUUGGAAGUGGGAGGUCGUUAUGAGUCUAUGGAUGCGUUGCGUGACGCGGUGGUGUUUUGUGAUGUGGCAUCUGGUUUCGAGUUCCGCCUCAAGAGAUCGAACAAGACCAGGUACCAUGUCACAUGUGCUCACCCAGAUUGCCCAUGGACAUUGGAGGGUAAAGCAGCACAUGCUAAUGGACACACGGAGAUUGUUCGUCUGACUCCGCAUCGCCCUGGUUGUAGACAAUCAGUCCAUCCCGACCUGAAAUGCAAGAAACACGCGAAACAGAGGUGGGUGGAGCUUAUGGUUGAGAAGAAGUUGCGAGAGGACAUCGGAACGACUUCUACAAAGUUGAAGAAAUGGUUUGACAAGGCAGUGAAGACCCACGCCAGCUACAACAAGUGUUUGCGAGCGAGGACGUAUGUGCUUCGGACACUGAAUGGGCCUCCGGAGGACGGGUUCAGCGACUUGCGAAGGUACUGCAGGGUGUUGCAUGAAACAAACCCUGGAUCCAUCAUCGACCUUGAGUGCGAGGGCAACGUCUUCGUUCGCAUGUUUUUCGCGUUGGCCGCCUCUGUGACUGGAUUCGCACAUUGCAGACCUUUGAUUGUGCUCGACGGGGCAAACAUCAGAGGGAAAUACGAGGGAUGUCUUCUUGGCGCCACUGAUCGAGAUGCGAAUGGCCAAUGUUUCCCCCUGGCGUACGCGAUUGUGGAUGGCAAGAGGAAGACACAUUGGAAGUGGUUUCUCGUCCUCCUAAAGCGCUUGUGUGCUGUAGCGAAGAUGAACCACAAAAUCGUGACAAUAAUGUCGGACUGGGACAAAGGGCUCAUACCAGCAGUGAGUGAGGAGUUUGGGGAUGAGCGGCACACAUACUGUGUCCGCCAUGUCAGUGGGAACCUCCUGAAGAGCUUGAGGCUGAAAAAGGAACAGGCGGCGAUGCUCCUUGAAGCGGCGAGGGCGACUUGCGAGGAGGUUUUCGACUACUACAUGCAGCGUGUCACUGGAUAUUCGAGGCACAAGAACAUUGUCGACCAAAUCUUUGACAAAGCGGACAAAAGGCAUUGGGGAGGCCCCCAUUUCGUCUAUCCAAGGUAUGGUAAAGUGAUAUCGUCUGUAGCCGAGUCCAUGAACAGCAAGAUGUUGGAGGUUCGUGGAAAGCCUCCAAUACCAAUGCUCGAGGGGUACAGGGGAAUCGUGCAGACUUGGCAUACAGAGAGGAGAGAGAAGGCUGCUGCAGAGAGGGGCAGAUUCCCUUCGGUUGUGGAGAAGAUCUUGAGAGAGACUGUGGAGUUGGCGAGGAAGUAUGAAGUGCGAAAGGCAUCGCUCUUUUUCAGAAAUAAAUCCUGCGUGACACGACCGUGAGGUUCAGCCCUCCCAGCGGGGUGCGGGACCGCCGCGCGCAACAACAUGUAUGAGAUUGUUUGUGUGUGAGUGGCGGUAAAAAUCGUGAGACAACCAAGUUCAUAACAUCGUAGUAUAUUUUGCUUUCCUUUCUUUAAAAAAAGACGAUUUUUCAAUGUUGUUGUUGUUAUUGUUGUUGUUGUUUUUAAUUGUCUUAAAUACUGGAGUACUUGUCGGGGGACGAGCGACCUCCUAAAGUUGCGGCCGCUAAAGUGUCGCGACUGAAAAUAAAAAAACGUUGGCUGAGGUACCGGUGGUUUAAUAACAUAUGUUGUUUCUGCAAAAGAAAUAGGUUCAAAUAGCUACUUGUUGCUUAGGAACUUGAAGAAAGAAGAUAAAAUUGUACUCGAUGG
This is a messenger RNA of Chara braunii, 2728 nucleotides long. The record is from the annotation of a GenBank genome assembly. Lineage: Eukaryota; Viridiplantae; Streptophyta; Charophyceae; Charales; Characeae.